AUGUUCACUCUCUUGCUUUCAACCAUUCUUCUCGCUAUUGCUAGCGCUCGUGCAGAGUCGCACACCGUCCACUUCACAAACAACUGUGGUUUUGGAACACCGAUGCUCAUUCAAGGACCGAAUGUCCUGUCUACUGGUGGUGACUUCACUAUUGGUGGUCCCCUCGAGGGCGCUAUUGCAUACUUGCAGACAGGGGGAUGUGGUUUCAAUGGCGAGAACUGUGUCAUCGUCGAGACCACCUUAAAGAACCCAACUUCGCCUGGCUCAGGCUCUAGCACUGACAUCUCACUCAUCCCUCCCCAUACCUUCUCUGUUACCACCGGAUUUGGCUAUUUCAACGGAUGCGAUGGCUCCGGAACUGACUGCACGGAUGAGAACUGCUUCGCGUUCCACCAGCCGAGCGACACGUUCGCUCAGAUCGCUUGCCAGUCGAACGAUGUUGACCUCGCUAUUACUUUCUGUGAUUAA
Messenger RNA from Fomitiporia mediterranea MF3/22, 468 nucleotides. RefSeq names its product glycopeptide. The record is from RefSeq and is a predicted model, not a curated record. Bases 1 to 468 code for a protein of 155 amino acids. The transcript is spliced from 8 exons. Lineage: Eukaryota; Fungi; Basidiomycota; Agaricomycetes; Hymenochaetales; Hymenochaetaceae.